GCUCUGAUGUCGGCAGGACUCGCCCAUUGUGCCACCCAGAUAAUUAUUCAACUAUGCAGCAUCCAUUGCACCUUUCCCAUUUUUCUUUUCCCCUUGCUACAGCAUGCCCCCUAGCUUCGAUACUCUGACACCUUCUCUUGCACUUGCGAUGAUGGACUGGAAUAAUGAUGAAAGGAAAGCAUAUCCGAUCUGAUCAUUCACAAACUGUCCUAUAACCGAGUAAUUAAUCUGCGGCUAGACUAGGUGAAUUGACACAGAGGUCUCAAGAUGCCAUUAGUGAAAAGAAACAUUGAUCCUAGGCACUUGUGCCACACAGCAUUGCCUAGAGGCAUUAAGAAUGAACUGGAAUGUGUAACCAAUAUUUCCUUGGCAAAUAUAAUUAGACAACUGAGUAGCUUAAGUAAAUAUGCUGAAGAUAUAUUUGGAGAAUUGUUCAAUGAAGCACAUAGUUUUUCCUUCAGAGUUAACUCUUUGCAAGAACGUGUGGACCGUUUAUCUGUUAGUGUUACACAGCUUGAUCCUAAAGAAGAAGAAUUGUCUUUGCAAGAUAUAACAAUGAGAAAAGCUUUCCGAAGUUCUACAAUUCAAGAUCAGCAGCUUUUUGACCGCAAGACUUUGCCUAUUCCGUUACAGGAGACGUAUGAUGUUUGUGAACAGCCUCCACCACUCAAUAUACUCACUCCAUAUAGAGAUGAUGGUAAAGAAGGUUUGAAAUUUUAUACUAAUCCUUCAUAUUUCUUUGAUCUGUGGAAAGAAAAAAUGUUGCAAGAUACAGAGGAUAAGAGGAAGGAAAAGAGGAAGCAGAAGCAGAAAAACCUAGAUCGUCCGCAUGAGCCAGAAAAAGUGCCAAGAGCACCACAUGACAGGAGGAGAGAAUGGCAGAAACUGGCCCAAGGUCCAGAGCUGGCUGAAGAUGAUGCUAAUCUCUUACAUAAGCAUAUCGAAGUUGCUAAUGGCCCAGCCUCUCAUUUUGAAACAAGACCUCAGACGUAUGUGGAUCAUAUGGAUGGAUCUUACUCACUUUCUGCCUUGCCAUUUAGUCAGAUGAGUGAGCUUCUGACUAGAGCUGAGGAAAGGGUCUUAGUCAGACCACAUGAACCACCUCCACCUCCACCAAUGCAUGGAGCAGGAGAUGCAAAACCCAUACCCACCUGUAUCAGUUCUGCUACAGGAUUGAUAGAAAAUCGCCCUCAGUCGCCAGCUACAGGCAGAACACCUGUGUUUGUGAGCCCUACUCCCCCACCUCCUCCACCACCUCUUCCAUCUGCCUUGUCAACUUCUUCAUUAAGAGCUUCAAUGACUUCUACUCCUCCCCCACCAGUACCUCCCCCACCUCCACCUCCAGCCACUGCUUUGCAAGCUCCAGCAGUACCACCACCUCCAGCUCCUCUUCAGAUUGCUCCUGGAGUUCUUCACCCAGCUCCUCCUCCAAUUGCACCUCCUCUAGUACAGCCCUCUCCACCAGUAGCUAGAGCUGCCCCAGUAUGUGAGACUGUACCAGUUCAUCCACUUCCACAAGGUGAAGUCCAGGGGCUGCCUCCACCCCCACCACCACCUCCUCUGCCUCCACCUGGCAUUCGACCAUCAUCACCUGUCACAGUUGCAGCUAUUGCUCAUCCUCCCCCUGGGCUACAUCCAACUCCAUCUACUGCCCCAGGUCCCCAUGUUCCAUUAAUGCCUCCAUCUCCUCCAUCACAAGUUAUACCUGCUUCUGAGCCAAAGCGUCAUCCAUCAACCCUACCUGUAAUCAGUGAUGCCAGGAGUGUACUACUGGAAGCAAUACGAAAAGGUAUUCAGCUACGCAAAGUAGAAGAGCAACGUGAACAGGAAGCUAAACAUGAACGCAUUGAAAAUGACGUUGCCACCAUCCUGUCUCGACGUAUUGCUGUGGAAUAUAGUGAUUCAGAAGAUGAUUCAGAAUUCGAUGAAGUUGAUUGGUUGGAGUAAGAAAAAUGCAUUGAUAAAUAUUACAAAACUGAAUGCAGAUGUCCUUUGUGGUGCUUGUUCUUUGAAAAUGUUUGAUCAUUCUAGUGUUUUGCUUUCUUUUCCUUAUAAUAACCCUUUGCCUCCAUAAUUUUUGAUUUCUAAGAAAAAUAUUAGCCUACAUUUCAAACUAAAUGUUUUACAGUGGCUUAUUUUACUUUUUUUUCCCUGAAAAGACAUAAUUUGGUCAACUAAACCACUAAGUAUUAAGCAUGGGCAGCUGUUGUUAGAUUAGCAGAUUCAGUUUCUUGAUAUAUCUUAAUUGUGCACUUUGUGAAUUUUAAUUUAAAGAAAGCAACUGAGAUUGAAAUCUUGAGGGCAGCUGUAUCUAUUAAUGAGCCUUAUUCCAUUUCCUGAUGUUUUUAAAGAAGAAACACUGCCUUGAUUAUAUGAAUACACUCAGAAAGUACUUUUAGCUUGUAGUGUUGAAUUCGCUUAAAGGAAUGCUUGAAUUUUUUAAUUAUUGUUUUAUUGUUUUUAAAUAUUUGCCUUAUUUGAAUGUUUAGCAGUACCUUCUUCCCACUUAUAUAUUGUGUGGUACAAUUUUGCUUGCCUAUAGGAGUUUAAAAAUUUUCCAUGUGAAAUACUCUGACUUAAACAUACAUGUAACUUACAUAUCUGUUAAGAAUAACAGUCUGAUUUAAUAAAUGGUUAAUUUUAAAGGUU
Molecule: messenger RNA, 2649 nt
Organism: Galeopterus variegatus (Sunda flying lemur)
Lineage: Eukaryota; Metazoa; Chordata; Mammalia; Dermoptera; Cynocephalidae
Gene: WASF1
Product: WAS protein family, member 1
Exons: 9
Coding region: 268-1947 (559 amino acids)
Biological process (GO): positive regulation of Arp2/3 complex-mediated actin nucleation; actin cytoskeleton organization
Cellular component (GO): cytoskeleton
Molecular function (GO): actin binding; Arp2/3 complex binding; protein kinase A regulatory subunit binding
Source: RefSeq, a predicted model, not a curated record